Aspergillus japonicus CBS 114.51 is the source of this 996-nucleotide messenger RNA. RefSeq names its product putative mitochondrial methylglutaconyl-CoA hydratase (Auh). Gene Ontology annotation, molecular function: enoyl-CoA hydratase activity. Gene Ontology annotation, cellular component: mitochondrion. The transcript has 2 exons. The record is from RefSeq and is a predicted model, not a curated record. Gene Ontology annotation, biological process: fatty acid beta-oxidation. Bases 70 to 996 code for a protein of 308 amino acids. NCBI's taxonomy places the organism in Eukaryota, Fungi, Ascomycota, Eurotiomycetes, Eurotiales, Aspergillaceae.
CAACCCUUCCCUCAUCCUCGCAUGAAAUCCUCCAGAGUUUUACCACCUUGAUAUCUCAGUUCAGCGACAAUGGCACCUCGACUCCCCCAGCCUAUCUCUACUCUUCGAGCGCUCUCACGCGCCGCUCCACUUUCAAUCCGUGUCACAGUUGCCCGCUUGAGUACCAGCAGCAGCGACAAUGUGAUCCAAACUCAACACGUCCCGGCCCCAGGGUCCGGGACCAUUCGCGUUCUCCUCCUCAACCGGCCCAAGGCCCGGAAUGCCAUCUCUCGUAGCCUGCUGGAUGGUCUAUCACAACACGUCAAAUCCAUCGCUGCCGAGAAGGGCCAAGGGCCGACUCGAGCCUUGGUGCUCGGGAGCAACGUGGAUGCCGCGUUCUGCGCCGGGGCCGACCUCAAGGAACGAGCCAGCAUGACCAAAGAGGAAACGAGCCAAUUUCUCAGCCACCUACGCCAGACCUUCAGCGCCCUCGCCGCCCUCCCCAUCCCGACCAUCUCCGCCGUCGCCUCCACCGCCCUGGGCGGCGGCCUCGAGCUGGCGCUGUGCUCGCAUUUCCGGGUCUUCGGCUCCGCGUGCAUGGUCGGCCUCCCGGAGACGCGCCUGGCCAUCAUCCCCGGCGCGGGCGGCACCUACCGCCUCCCGCAGCUGAUCGGGGUGCACCGCGCGCGCGACCUGAUCCUCACGGGCCGGCGGGUGUCCGGCCCCGAGGCGUACUUCCUGGGGCUGUGUGACCGGCUGGUGGAGAUCCUGCCGGAGGAAGAGACGCAGGAGGGCGUUGCGCGGGGGAAGGUGCUGCGCGAGGCGAUCAAUCUCGCGCUGGGGAUCUGCGAGGGCGGGCCCGUGGCGAUCCGCCAGGCCAUGAAGGCGCUGGACGGGUGGGAGCGGGGUGAGGUGGCGGAGAAUGAGGCGUAUGCGGGCGUGAUGGGCACGGAGGAUCGGAUGGAGGCGCUGCGGGCUUUCGCGGAGCGGAGGAAGCCGGUCUUCAGGGGGAGGUGA